Messenger RNA from Theobroma umbraticum, 1648 nucleotides. It is a transcript of the gene FAAH, whose product is annotated as fatty acid amide hydrolase. Lineage: Eukaryota; Viridiplantae; Streptophyta; Magnoliopsida; Malvales; Malvaceae. Gene Ontology annotation, biological process: N-acylethanolamine metabolic process. Gene Ontology annotation, molecular function: N-(long-chain-acyl)ethanolamine deacylase activity. The record is from RefSeq and is a predicted model, not a curated record. Gene Ontology annotation, cellular component: membrane.
ACCGGCAAUUAGUAACGCAACGAAUGGCUUCCAACUACUUCACUUUAUUAUUGCAACUCAGUUACUUACCGUCGAUUCUCGACUCUCACCUUGCCAAUGCCAUUCUUAUAUAUAAUAUAUAUAUAUAUUAAGACGUUACAAAGUCUUCCAAUAGUCUAAACUUGUCAUUGAUACAUUCAUUCAAAGAAGCAAGUCAAAACUCAUUACCGAAGAUGGGGAAGAAGCGGGUUAUGGUACCGGCCGAGAAACUGGACUUGUCAACCGUGAAAUACGAGCAUGAAGAAAUCCAAGCUCCUCAUUUGACGGGGUUGAUGCUCAAGUUUUUUGUGAGGGUAAUUGAAGCUCCAGUUAUAGGUUCUUUCAUCAUUUCUUUCUUGAAAAAGCAGAACAAGAUGGUUGAGCUGUUGCAGAACACUCUGAUACCGGAAGCACCCAUGUUUAAGCCUGAAUUUCCUCCUCAAGAAAUAGAACCUUCAGUUGUCAUUGUGGAUGAAGAAGGAAAACCUGAAGAUCGGGUUGCAACGGCCUUAAAGUGUCUUCCACAUUAUGAUCCUGCUAGUUGCUGGAGUCGGGAUUCUCUUCCAUCUUUCCGGUACUGGAAGAUUCGUGAUUAUGCCUAUGCUUAUAGAUCUAAAGUUGUGACACCUUCUAUGGUUGCAGAACAACUCAUCUCAGUUAUCGAGGGGUGUAACUAUCAUAAGCCCCCAACACCAUUAUUGGUUUCUUUUGAUGCUGAGGAAGUAAGGAAGCAAGCUCUAGCUUCAACACAAAGGUUUGAGGAAGGAAAUCCAUUGUCAAUCUUGGAUGGAAUUUUCAUGGCAAUCAAGGAUGAUAUAGACUGCUAUCCUCAUCCAUCUAAGGGUGCAACAACAUGGAUGCAUGAGGUUCGUUCUGUUAAGAAGGAUGCGGUUUGUGUCUCCAGAUUGCGGAGCUGUGGUGUGAUUCUUAUUGGGAAGGCAAACAUGCAUGAGUUGGGCAUGGGCACAACUGGAAACAAUCCAAAUUAUGGAACAACCAGAAACCCUCAUGCACCUGAAAGAUAUACAGGUGGAUCCUCUUCUGGUCCAGCAGCACUAGUAGCUUCUGGACUAUGCUCUGCUGCCCUGGGAACAGAUGGUGGAGGUUGUAAAAGUUAUUAUGGUAGUUUGACUCAUUUUUAUGUUGGUUAUGACAAACAAGGACUUCCGAUAGGCUUGCAACUAAUAGGGCGUCCAUGGGGUGAAGCUUCAAUUUUGCGUUUGGCUUCUGCACUAGAGGAACUUUGUGGUAAAUCCAGGAAGAAGCCCGCUUCCUUCUAUGACGUUUUAAAGACGGUAUAAAUGCCUUUUACAGCUCAAGAUGCAUGGGCUAUGUUUCAUUGCAGAUCCCUGUGUCAGCUCUUUCGUCUAUCUCGUACGAUAUGUCUUGAAACAACGUUACUUAUUGCAUGUUUGCACAAGCUGUCUGUUGCCAUAUUCACAAACUGUUGCUAGUUAUCCAAGCCUAAAGGUGACGGUCAUCUUGAAUCUCACCGAGCAGUAAGCACCCUAUAAACAUCUAAAAUCUUAAGCAGUCGUCACGGCCAAAAAGCUCUGGAAACUCUUUUAUGUUCAAACUUUUGAAUGUUUAUUUUUUAAAGAAAUAAAUAAUUUCAGUUAUCAGGAUACAA